UAGAUUAUCUGUACUUCCAGGAGAAGCAGAAAGGCAUGGCGGAGCAGGCUUUACUCCCACCACAGGGGGAUGGACCAACAGCAGGCCCAGACGCCCCCCUGGCCUCUGCCAGGGCAGCACAGCCAAACGACCUCCUAUCAGCUUUGUUAGAGCGGGGCAGUAAACUCAGGGAAGCCAUGGUCAUGUCAUCACUUCGGACAGAGUUGGACUGCGACGCCACUCUGAAGGACACGCCGCUACCCCUGCCCAAAGACAACAUCAGAUCCACGUCUCUCCCGCCAGUUAUGCCUUCAUCUGGAAGGUUGUUUCACCAGCUGCUGAAUGUUGAGCAUAGUCCACCUCAGCGUCCCCACAGUCCCAGCAAUUAUGACAUCCCAGAAUGCACCACGGAUAGUGAGAACAGAGCGGUGGAUCUGCUACUGGGCAGCAUCAAUGGGUCUCUGCUGGAGGCUUGGGAUGGCGAGGGUUCCCCUCCUGCCUCCCUGUCCGCCUACAGCAGCGUGUGCCUGGACAGCGAGCUCAACGAUCCCCAGUACGAUGAAAGCCUCCUGGAGAACCUCUUCUACAAGGCACCAAAAUCUGACUCGAGUGACCAUGAGGGCGAACUGGAGAACCCUGGCAAGGGAGAUGACCACAAGUGCACCAAACAGAACCGAGGCCCUAAGGACCAGCCGGUUCCAGAGGAGAGGGGCACCUUGGCGAGCUUGAGCCUGGAUCGGGUCACUUCGCUGGGGGCAAUGCGCUUGGCCAGGGUCACCAUCCACUCCCUAGCUGUUCCCCCAGAGCCCACCACCCCCCAGAAGCCUGGGGCCAGAGGAAGACCACCCAGACCCCUCUCCAGUAAAAGAUGCACCUACUUUGUGGAGUACGUGUUCCCCGCAUCACCCAGCAGUCAGACGGCCUCAGCUGAGGUCUCUCGAGUCGCCUCCAGCAAAAUCACCGGGGGAGUUGUGAAGUUUUUACAGCGCAUCGUGUUUCCAGUGCACUUCAGUGGAGCUGCUUUGGAGCAGUGGUGGCAGACCGAGCUCACUUUCAAGAUCUUCUCCAGGAAGAACACUGUGAAGAAGCCAUUAUUUCUGGGCACAGCAGCCUUCCUGCUGCGCUCGGUGUUGGAGAGUGAAGGCCUGGCCCACACCGCUUCAUUGGCCAUUCAAGGCAGCGAGGGAUCCACAGCCAAACAGGAAGUUGGCCCUUUGAAGGUGUCAGUACAGCUGGCUGAGGACAGUCAGGAUUUCACCGCCAAACCAAAACCCUCUUCGCGGCCCAUCCUCAAACGCACCCGCGUCAGCCCACACAGAUCCCCCAGCCCAAGCCCCCUGGAACCCUCCACCUCCAGAGCCCAGCUGACCGUCCCCAGCUCAGACAGGGACCCUCCAGGGUCACAGCAGGGCAGGACGUCCUCACUCAGAGGCCCAAGCCCAGCACCAGCUCCAGCCCCAGGAGCACCAGCAGGUGUUACCUUCAGCCAUGGAGCUCAACUAGUCAACCCAAGUAGUGGUGGUUCGCAUCAGGACGUCAGGAGCUCUCAACAACAUGGACCUAGUGAGGUGGAUGAGGUGGGGGGUGAGGGGGAGGAGGUUCUGCUGCAUGCCUUGCUCAUGGUGCCUGAUGGGAAGGAUCUGUGCUGCGGGCCCUACCUCCAGCCGCCCAACGUCUACCUCAACUGCAAGCUGUUUGGCUCGGACGAGAUGGCCAGAUCGGUGGUCAGCUGGGGGCAGACCAACCCCAGCUUCAGCUUUACGCAGGUGGCCCCUGUGCCUUUGAGCCAUCGGCUGCUAGAGCGGAUGAAGAACAACGUGCUGGUGAUCGAGGUGUGGCAGCGGGCCGGGCCAGCGCUACAAGGACAGGACCAGCUGCUGGGGCUGGUCAAACUGCCCCUGCACCAGUUCUACAUGUCCUUCAGGGACAGCCGCAUCAGCCAGCUCCUGCUCCAGGCCCAGUACCCGGUCAUCGCUGUAGAUAGCCACACGCCCAUCGUAGACGUCUUCUCAGGCAGCGUUCGGGGCAGCCUGCGGGUCCUCCUGGCCAUGGGCUUGGCACAGCAGAUCAUCGCACUGCAGAGGGCCAGGGAGGAGGAGAUGUACCCGGCCUCCCAGGCACCUCGACCCAGCCAUUUGUUGGACCAUGUACCGGCACCUCCAAAGGAAACAAAGGUGAGUGUGGGCGUGGCGGAGGCCCUGACGGAGCACGUGUUUGUGGUGCGGGUGGAGAAGGUGCGAGGGCUGGCUCCCCUGCAGGCCACCGUGUGGGGGGAGGCCGACUGCUACAUCCAGUACUCCUUCCCCACCCAGGAGGACCAGGCCCAGCAACAAGCCGAUCCCGACAUCGUGGAAAGCAGUGUGACCCUGAAGCAGUUCCGCACGUCCACCACGCUGUGUGUGCCCGACCCCUUGUUUGGCCACAGCGAGACCCACGUGCUGCUGGUGCCACCGGGGGUGCCCGUCCAGAAGAUCCUCCUCAGCUCGCUUUCCAGCCAGGGCCUCCGCAACGGAGGGGGCAUCCAGUUUGAGGUCUGGUGCAGGUACUACUACCCCAAUGUGCGUGACCAGCACGUGGCCAAGGGGCUGCUGCUGCUGCCUAAGCUGUGUGGCAUGGUGACCCUGCAGAGGCAGCUGCAGCAGACCGAGCCCCAGCUCUUCUCCCUGCCCCUCAUACCCAGGACCGAGGGCAACACCACCCACCAGCCACCACCCUCAGGGUUCCUGGAUGUCAGUAUCCAGUAUAAGCACCGUCCUCUGAGGAGUGCGGGGCCUAAAGGUGGACUAGGAGCCGCCCGCUUCAUCACCCUCAUGGUGCAGAUACACAGAGCAGCCGGCCUGAAGGCUGCCGCACGUGCGGUGGCCUCCGCGGACCCCUCUCUGCGCCACUUCUGCGAGGCCGGGGUCAACGCCUACGUGAGCUUGCAGCUGUCCUUCCUGUCGGAUCGGGAGCGCCGCGUGUGCACGCGCGUGGUGGCGUCCUCCUUCUGCCCGGAGUUCAGCCACGUGCUGGAGGUGCCCUGCAGCCUGCUGAGCCAGAGGGAGGGGGCCGUCACGCGCAGCCUGGCCGAGCAGCUGCACGACGCGCACGCCGUCUUCACCGUGCACCACCGCGACCACCGCAGGGGUGGUUCUGCGUCAAGGUCUAAAGAGGCAGUCCUGGGAACAAUAACUAUUCCACUAGCAGAUCUCAUUCACAAGAGAACAGGGAUAUCUGGCUGGUUUGGUCUGCUGCUGCCCCAGGAUGUGAGCUCUUCUCAGGCCUCCCACAGCUCCGUCGGAGGCCUGGAGCUCUCCAUCGGCUUCGCCCACCACUCGGACCGCGACCGCAUGAUCAAGGCAGCCCGCGCCGUGGGCUGGGAGCCGGACGAGAGGAGCGAAGAUGACAUCGAAGAUGGAGCAGCAGCUGACGAUGACGACGACAAUGACGAUGGUGGUGACCGAUCCAGAAGCGUGUGUGUGUCUGUGGCCGUACCCAGAGCCUGGCUGCCCUUGCACUGCCUCCUCCAGCCAGAAGAUGGCACUCUGCUACGCUCCACCUAUUGCUAUUUCCGCUAUAAACUUUACGACCGUGACGCCUGCUGCUCAGACCUACGCCACCCGACCCUGGACAAGAAACCUGAAGCCAGGGAGGGCAUGGAUAACUAUGACCAGGAAGACCAUGAUGGUGGUGGGGAUGGUGAUGCUAAGAGGGAGGAUGAAGGUAGCACCAUGACCACGGUGGUUUUCGAGGGUUGCUCCAGGGUGGGUCUGCGCUGUAGCCAGCCGCUGAGGUGGUACCUGCGGGAGGAGAGGCUGGAGGUGCAGGUGUGGGUGGCCCAGGGGAAGGGGAAAGGAGCCAGGCCCUGCGACACGGACCGCCUGGUGGGGUCAGCCUUUGUGGACCUCUCCACGCUGGCCACGGCGUCGACGCAGAAGCAGACCAUCAGCGGCGUGUACCCACUCUUCAGGCGCUCAGCAGCCGACCUCAGCGGUGCAGCGGUCAGGGUUCACGUCACCAUGACGCCCGGACCCAUGUUACCCGGCUACGAGAGCGACCCCCAGGCUGAACAGGAGGAAGAGGAGGAGGAGGAAGAAGACUGGGUGACGCUGGCAAUGGCGGGCACCUCGCGGCAGAUUCACAAACGCAGAAGCGGUGGUAGUCGUAGUAAGAGCAGGGAGCGUCCCCCCACGUCACGAAGCCCAGAGGCGGGAGGGGAGGACAGCUUUGGAGUGACUGUCUCUGUGGACCGGGCCAUGCACCUCAGCAUGAAGGGAUGCCCGCUGUCGGAGCGUGCUGCAGGGGUGCCAGGCUACUGCGUGUCCUACGCCACGGCGGGCCCUGCUGGCACAGUCUCCACUCACGUGGUGCAGAACAGCAGCUGCCCAGUGUGGGACCAUCAGCUGGAGUGUCGACUCUCCAAACAGUUGUUGCUGGAUCCUCAGCAGUCUCUGGUAUUCAAAGUCUGGCAUAAAGGAGACGUAGAGCGUGUGAUUGGCUUUGUGACGGUGGACUUGUCACCGCUGCUGUCCGGAUUCCAGUCGGUGUGCGGCUGGUACAACAUCACAGACUUCAGCGGGCAGUGCCAGGGCCAGCUCAAGGUGGCCAUCGCCCCUCUCAGGGGUGUGCACGACCUCAGGCGCCAUAGGCAGACUUUAACAGAAGAGGGCGCCAAAGACUCAAGUGCCGUACUGAGUGGGCUGCCGUUGUGCUACCAGACGACGGGUGUCUACAGUGCCUUCCCCAGCCACAUCAGCCGCUACCCCGAGCAGCGUAUCAACACCCCUCCUCACCACCUGGAACACAUGCUGGCAGACAGAUCCAGUGGCCGCCAGGAGGAGCAUGGGGUUUCCCACCAGUGCCCGUUGCAGGGCGAGGGGGACCAGCAUCAGCAGCAGGCCUCUCAGCUGGCUGCUGGGGACGCCGACCCGAGCCGCUCUGUCCUCUUCUCUGCACUCAGGAGAAACCUGAGUGAGCUUGACGACAUCCAGCGUUACUUCAGCCGUAAGCUCAUCAGUCCCCCGUUCCCGUCUUCCACGGGCCGGGGCGACGGGGGAGGCGGCACACCGCUUCAACCCCAGGAAGAGCGCAGGGACUCGGACACGGACACCCAGCAGCUCCUGCUCAAGUCCAGCCGCCUGGUCGGGCAGGUCAAUAGCAUCAUCAACGGCAUGAGUGAUUGCCAAGGGCUUCUGUCAAACAUCUCUGGCCUGCCCCCACGCCCGACGAGAGAAACCUGUCUGCCUGCAGCAGACCAUCAAGCCCCAUCCAAAGUUUCGCUUCCUCCAUCACGCUCCAAGUCCCCAGACACUCCCCCUAUGCUCUCCCCCAGAGACUCUAGAACACCUGAGGUGAGCCAUGACCCCUUGCUGACCUCAUAUGAGCCUGUUAUGACACAGCAUGAACAUCCUGUGGAAGCAGAAGUGCCUCAGAGUGACACGAGAGAACCUGCCUUGGUUGAGGACGAAGAAGAUGAUGAUGAGGUGGAAGAAUGUCUUUCUGAAGAAGAGAUGGAGGAGCAUGAUAAGCCUGAUGAAGAACAUCAGGUAGGGCAGGAUGAAGAUGACUAUGAGGAUGAUGAGGACUUUGAGGAGACCUUGCUAGAGCCCCGUACCCUAAAUGAGAUCACUUCCAUGACUGACAGAACCAGCCCCUGGACGAGUGUGGUGGAUGAUGCAGACCUGGGCUCUCUGGAUGGGCUUGCGGAGCAAGAACAGGAGGAGCGACCAUCCUGCGAUCUCCCCAUGAGGAGGUCAAGCAUGGAGGAGGAGGAGAUGGCAGAAGAAGAUGUGGAAGAAGAACAAGAAGAAGAGAGUAGAGUGGACAUUGUAGAGUCGUCUUGGACCAAGAACACCAUGCCCUACACCAUUAAAACCCUCAGUGUUCUGGACUCUGACGCUGAGGGCUCAGAUGGCGGCGCUGGUGGUUCGGAUGCAAAUGACACUUUGAUUGAGAGCAGUUCAAUGCAACAGAGAUCAGAAGAGCAGGGCCACGUGUCCCCACCACUACCUGCAGAUUUGUCAUCGUGGACUGAAGGUGCUACCGCUGCUCUCACCGGUUCUGGUUGCCAAGAGGAGGAGGAAGAGAGCUUAGUAGUGCCAGUCAGUGGUGAAGGCAACAAAAGCCCAAAACAACAUUCCACCGAUGAUGUCGAGCAAGAGCAAGAGAGUGAAAAACUCUGUGAUGUGCUGGACAUGCCAAACUUCUUCCUCCCCACUCAGCACCUGGAGGCCUCCAUGAGGGCCCUGCGCCUGGCCCCCACGUUCCCUCUGGCCACCACAGAACUAGAGACGUCUCAGGGUAUCGUCGUUCCUCGUCGGACUCGUCCUAGGCCGAGGUUCACGCCUUCCGCAGCCAACCGAGAGGAGACAAAAAGGAUAGCCAAGAUAUUUGCAUCUCAUUUUAAGGAUGACCACUAGCACUUUUAUACUUGUUUUGUCUGUUGCCGUGUCUGUGUUUUUCUCUCUGUGCGUGCUCUUUUUUUUAUUGUUAAAAUAUUUUUUAACAUUCCGACAGGACUUGACUUAGUGCGUUUGUGUGUGUAAGGGAGAGUGUUGUGUAUUGACUUGUGUAUGUAUGUGUGGGCUUUCUGUGAAUAAUUUAUUUGUCUGUGACAUUUUUAUACAGUCUGAGUGUAUGAGUGGUGUGCAGAAUGCAUGUACAGUAAUUUUCUAAUAUGAAGCGUGUAAAUCUUGUUUGUAUGUUUUUAUAACAAUAAAUUUUAGACUUUUUGAGAGCAAGAAA
Engraulis encrasicolus (European anchovy) is the source of this 6702-nucleotide messenger RNA. RefSeq names its product C2 domain containing 3 centriole elongation regulator (gene c2cd3). The transcript is spliced from 29 exons. The record is from RefSeq and is a predicted model, not a curated record. Bases 36 to 6377 code for a protein of 2113 amino acids. NCBI's taxonomy places the organism in Eukaryota, Metazoa, Chordata, Actinopteri, Clupeiformes, Engraulidae. Gene Ontology annotation, cellular component: centriolar satellite; centriole. Gene Ontology annotation, biological process: cilium assembly; centriole elongation.